AUGGAUUACUGGAAGUACUACAUCAACGGCAUCGUGGCAGACAGGAACGUUGAAGAUGUGGCUAUCGUGGGCCUCUCUGACAACAAGUGCGUGUGGGCGGCCAAGCCAGGAGGGCUACUCGCAGCCAUCUCGCCUCAAGAACUGGCCUUGAUCACAGGCCAGGAUCGGAAAACGUUCCUGCUAACGGGAAUCACCGUAGCUGGCAAAAAGUGCAGUGUGAUUUGUGACCACCUGCUGGUGGAUGAAGACAACAUGAUGGAUGUCAGAAGCAAAGGCAGUGACAGCAGAUCCAAGGGCAAGACCCCGAAAGCCCUGAUCUUCCGCAUGGGCAAGAAGGGAGUCCACGGACGAGCCCUCAACCAAAGGGUCCAUGAUAUGAUUGUGAGCAUGAAAGCAUGA
This is a messenger RNA of Aptenodytes forsteri (emperor penguin), 399 nucleotides long. Its product is annotated as profilin-3-like. NCBI's taxonomy places the organism in Eukaryota, Metazoa, Chordata, Aves, Sphenisciformes, Spheniscidae. Gene Ontology annotation, biological process: actin cytoskeleton organization; positive regulation of actin filament bundle assembly; regulation of actin filament polymerization. Gene Ontology annotation, cellular component: cytoplasm. The record is from RefSeq and is a predicted model, not a curated record. Gene Ontology annotation, molecular function: actin binding.